Molecule: messenger RNA, 1300 nt
Organism: Chaetomium strumarium
Lineage: Eukaryota; Fungi; Ascomycota; Sordariomycetes; Sordariales; Chaetomiaceae
Product: DnaJ domain-containing protein
Exons: 4
Coding region: 356-1147 (263 amino acids)
Source: RefSeq, a predicted model, not a curated record
GACGUCUGCGAAACCCAUGCAGGUCGCCCAAAGAAGGGGUCCAGUUGGCUGGAUUCACCCGUGGGGUUGGAUGACAAGGGCCAAUUGCUCCAGGAAUCAAGCCACGUUUCGACGCCACAGAUGACGUCGCCUUCCCCUUCCACCUGCACGAUAACCAGAGACGGGAAUCAUCCUAGUUGCAAGGCGUUGCGGUGUGACAUUAUGCAGAUGCAAGCUCUGGUCUAGAUCAUUAAGCCUAGAAAGGGCAGCUGUUUCUCCAGAUCAAGCAACCAAACACCUUCUCCUACAUCUCCCCCCGCAGACUCACACCCAAUCGCACUCUCAACAUCGCAACGCGGACCCCUACUUCAUCGCUAUGGCUUCUAAAACUGGCCGCCCGCCGAAUUACUACGCGAUCCUCGAGAUCUCUGAAACCGCCUCGACCUCCCAAAUCCGCGAUGCCUACAAACGCGCCGCCCUGAAAACCCACCCGGACCGGGUGCCCGCCGACCACCCAGAACGGGCCCAGCGCACGCGCAAGUUCCAGCUCGUCAACGACGCCUACUACACGCUAUCCGACCGCACCCGCCGGCGCGAGUACGACGCGCAGCGCAAGCUCUACGCCGGCAGCGGUGGCUCCAGAACCGGCGGCAGCAGUAUGCCGGGCGGGUUCGGCGGCGCCUUCACCGACCCCUUCGCCGAUGCCGACUACACCAGCACCGCGGGCGCCGGCGGGGUGCCCGGUGCGGGAGCCGCGCCGGGAGGGGGGAUGGGUGCGGGAGGGAUGCCCUUCUCGUGGGCGUGGAACUUCUUCACCGGCGGGCAGCAGCCGCAGGAGGAGAGGGAGCGGACGGAGAACGAGCAGUUUGCGGAUGUGUUUGAGGAGAUGCUUCGCGAGGAAGGGCUGGCGGAGGAAGGUCCUGGCGCGCGGCCGACGGGGAAGUUCUGGAGCGUAUUGGGUGGCAUCAGCGGCGGCGCGUUGGGCUUUAUUGUCGCGAACGUGCCUGGGCUGGUGGCGGGCGCCGUGGCGGGGAAUAGGCUUGGUGCCGUGAGGGAUGCGAAGGGGAAGAGUGUUUAUGCGGUUUUCCAGGAGCUACCGCAGGGGGAUCGGGCGAGACUGCUUAGCCAAUUGGCGGCCAGGGUGUUGAGCCAUGCGGUUGGAGUAUAAAAUCCUCGCAUUCUUCCCUAGGCUGUUGUCAGGGCUGUUGUCAGGUGCUGGGUUUCGUUUCGGCGUUGUGGUUUUCUUGUGAGGGUCCGGGCCUACUGGGUGCGAGGAUUGGGGCAAUGCGAAUAUACCUGCCAUUGGGACUGUUUUGCUGGU